GCCGGGAGCGCGGAGCUCGGCGCUGCGGGGCCGGGCCGGGGCGCGCGCGGGCCGGAGCCGGCCGGGCCAGCUGAAGCGCCGCCCGGGCGGGGACCGGGGCCGGGCCGGGCUCGGGAUGGCGCAGCCGCGGCCCCUGGCGCCCCCCGGCCGUCCGCGGAGGGGCUCGCUGCCCACUGGGGCCGGCUGGCAGAACACAGAUCUGUUUGAGAUGAUUGAAAAGAUGCAGGGAAGCAGGAUGGAUGAACAACGAUGCUCCUUCCCACCACCCCUCAAAACGGAGGAGGACUACAUUCCCUACCCGAGCGUCCACGAGGUCCUGGGGCGAGAAGGGCCCUUCCCCCUCAUCCUGCUGCCCCAGUUUGGGGGCUACUGGAUUGAAGGCACCAACCACGAGAUCACCAGCAUCCCCGAGACAGAGCCGCUGCAGUCGCCCACAACCAAGGUGAAGCUUGAGUGCAACCCCACGGCCCGCAUCUACCGGAAGCACUUUCUUGGCAAGGAGCAUUUCAAUUACUACUCACUGGACACUGCCCUGGGCCACCUUGUCUUCUCACUCAAGUAUGAUGUCAUCGGGGACCAGGAGCACCUGCGGCUGCUGCUCAGGACCAAAUGUCGGACAUACCAUGAUGUCAUCCCCAUCUCCUGCCUCACCGAGUUCCCCAACGUGGUCCAGAUGGCAAAGCUGGUGUGUGAAGAUGUGAAUGUGGAUCGAUUCUAUCCUGUGCUCUACCCCAAGGCUUCCCGCCUCAUCGUCACCUUUGACGAGCAUGUUAUCAGCAAUAACUUCAAGUUUGGAGUCAUUUAUCAGAAGCUUGGGCAGACCUCCGAAGAAGAACUCUUUAGCACCAACGAGGAAAGCCCCGCCUUCAUGGAGUUCCUCGAAUUUCUUGGCCAGAAAGUCAAACUGCAGGACUUUAAGGGGUUCCGAGGAGGCCUGGACGUGACCCACGGGCAGACGGGGACCGAGUCUGUGUACUGCAACUUCCGCAACAAGGAGAUCAUGUUUCACGUGUCCACCAAGCUGCCCUACACAGAAGGGGACGCCCAGCAGUUGCAGCGGAAGCGGCACAUCGGCAAUGACAUCGUGGCCGUGGUCUUCCAGGAUGAGAACACGCCCUUUGUGCCCGACAUGAUCGCAUCCAACUUCCUGCAUGCCUAUGUGGUGGUGCAGGCCGAGGGCGGGGGGCCUGACGGCCCCCUCUACAAGGUCUCUGUCACUGCGAGAGACGACGUGCCCUUCUUUGGGCCCCCCCUCCCGGACCCUGCUGUGUUCAGGAAGGGGCCUGAGUUCCAGGAAUUUUUGCUGACAAAGCUGAUCAAUGCUGAAUAUGCUUGCUACAAGGCAGAGAAGUUUGCCAAACUGGAGGAGCGGACACGGGCCGCCCUCCUGGAGACGCUCUAUGAGGAACUGCACAUCCACAGCCAGUCCAUGCUGGGCCUGGGCGGCGACGAGGACAAGAUGGAGAACGGCGGCGGUGGCGGCGGCUUCUUCGAGUCUUUCAAGCGGGUCAUCCGGAGCCGCAGCCAGUCCAUGGAUGCCAUGGGCCUGAGCAACAAGAAGCCCAACACCGUGUCCACCAGCCACAGUGGGAGCUUCGCACCCAACAACCCUGACCUGGCCAAGGCGGCCGGAAUAUCAUUGCUUAUUCCUGGGAAAAGCGCGAGUAGAUUCGGACGCCGGGGCAGUGCCAUAGGCAUAGGAACCGUGGAAGAGGUUGUCGUCCGCGGGGCCACCAGCUCUGGAGGCUGCCUGCACGCGCUGUUCUCUGCUCGCUGUCAGGACGGAGGCCAUAUUGGGGACGUUGCCCCCGCUUCCCCCGGGACAGGCCCAAGGGUGUGCAGGAGGGCGUGCCGGCAGCUCCGAUGGCGCUCAGCACCUGCCUGGGGGCUUGGUAUCGUGCCAGAGCCAGUGCUCCCCACCAGGGGCUUCUGGCCCUGCCCUGGCCCCUGCGACCCUGACCCAGUCCCUGCCAGGAUCUGGUACCCAAAGACCCUAUGCCCAGCCGCACGUCCCCCAGUAUUGCCGAUUCUGCAUGGAGCACCAUCCCUCUCCCUGCCCUGGCUCCCUUUCCCCACAUGGGCUGGCCUGGGGCUCCUGCCCCUCCGUGCCUCCCUGGGGCCCACCUUCCUGCCCCCCCAGAGGAGGUGGGGGCAUGCUUCGGGUGCCUGGGGCAUCCCACCCCACUGCGUGCAGAACCUGGGGGGACCUUUCCGCUGCUGGGCCAGACCUCCCCAGCCUGGUUGGAGAUUCCAAGGUGGGGCAGGGCUGGCAUGGGGCAGGGGCUCUGGUCGCUAUGCCCACUCUCUCCCCACUGCCCUUAGGCUGCAGGUCCUGUGAAAUCCUGAGGGACAGAGAGGAGGCAGCCAUUCUGAGGACUUGGCCUCCUCCCAUCC
Molecule: messenger RNA, 2394 nt
Organism: Diceros bicornis minor
Lineage: Eukaryota; Metazoa; Chordata; Mammalia; Perissodactyla; Rhinocerotidae
Gene: RAP1GAP
Product: RAP1 GTPase activating protein
Exons: 17
Coding region: 116-2338 (740 amino acids)
Biological process (GO): activation of GTPase activity; regulation of small GTPase mediated signal transduction
Cellular component (GO): membrane; cytoplasm
Molecular function (GO): GTPase activator activity
Source: RefSeq, a predicted model, not a curated record